UGAUNGUGACUUGAAUUCAGACACAAACGCUGAUAAAUCUGAAUUAACUACUGAUGAACAUCCCGGCGCUUUACAGACACAUAAUAAAAGUAUGUCCGACGCGGAGAUGAUAUCCCAAUGCGUGCUGUUUUUUAUGGCUGGGUAUGAGACCACAGCCACCACCAUAUCAUACGCCACAUACCUAUUGGCAGAAAACCCGGAAUCACAGGAAAGACUGUUUGAAGAAUCAAAAAAUAUUUUUAAUACAAAAUCAGACAUCGAUUACGACGCUAUCGAAAGGCUUGAGUACCUGAACGGUGUAGUGAUGGAGACCUUGCGUCUAUAUCCUCCAGCGGUGGCAGUGGAAAGGGAAGCCUCCGAAGACAUAGUACUGACCAGUGAUGAGGACCGCAUCAAUGUAUUCAAAGGAGACCUCUUUCAAAUACCCAUUAAUGUCCUACAUAUGGAUAGACAGCAUUUCGAUGAUCCCUAUGCCUUCAAACCGCAACGCACACCAUCCCUACGCGCACCUACCGUUUGGUGCGGGCCCUCGCAAUUGUAUGUCCUACAUAUGGAUAGACAGCAUUUCGAUGAUCCCUAUGCCUUCAAACCGCAGCGGUUUAUGGCAUCAAAUAUAGCACACCAUCCCUACGCGCACCUACCGUUUGGUGCGGGCCCUCGCAAUUGUGUGGCCAAACGUCUGGCCCUAAUGGAGGCAAAGUUGGCUCUAAUAUAUUCAGUUCAUAACUUUAAGUUUGAAAUUUGCGACAAAACAGCUCGCCCACCGGAAAGGUAUUACAACUUAGGGCUAAACGUACCGAAAGAGGUGUUGUUGAGAGUUGUGAAAAGAGUUCAU
Molecule: messenger RNA, 835 nt
Organism: Oppiella nova
Lineage: Eukaryota; Metazoa; Arthropoda; Arachnida; Sarcoptiformes; Oppiidae
Source: the annotation of a GenBank genome assembly